Messenger RNA from Abrus precatorius (Indian licorice), 1371 nucleotides. RefSeq names its product dual specificity protein kinase splA. The record is from RefSeq and is a predicted model, not a curated record. The transcript has a single exon. The coding region runs from base 1 to 1371 and encodes 456 amino acids. NCBI's taxonomy places the organism in Eukaryota, Viridiplantae, Streptophyta, Magnoliopsida, Fabales, Fabaceae.
AUGGAAGAAGAGGAAGACGUGUCGCCACCCUUUUGGCUGCAAAACGGCGGCGCCGACAGCCGUCUCUGCCGCUCAUACUCGCUGUUUCUCAGCUCCGGUGCACUUCUCGUAUGCCUUGUGGUGGUUGCACUUGCAUUCACCUUGAUCAUUGUUCCUACAUUGCACUCUUUCAUUUCCCACGUUUUCAAACCCCACUCCGUGAAGAAGAGUUGGGACUCCCUCAACUUCGUGCUUGUUCUCUUCGCCAUACUAUGUGGUUUCCUCAGCAGGAACACCAACGAUAACGAAACCCCACGUUCCUACGACACGACACAAGAGUACGAGAAACCCAACUCGGAAACUCCACGAUCAUGGUACCACUACUCGGAUCAAAAUCCAUCGUAUAAAUCCUACAGCCGGUUGAGGAGUUUCAACUCCUACCCGGAUCUCCGGCAAGAGUCGCCGUGGCUCGCCGCAGAUGAACGGUGGCGAUUUUACGACGAUACCCACGUUAACGGUUACCGGAAGCAGAGACCGGAGGCCAGAGAAGAAGAAGAAGAAGAAGAGGGUGUUAAGAACAUAGAAGUGGACGUAGCAAAGGAUGUUCCCACUGCGCCGCUACGACCGGCGUCGACACCGCCAGCUACGACGGAGAAGAGGAGGAGUGGGGAACAUAAGAAUAGAAGAGCAAGUGCAAGUGCAACAACUAAAGAGUUUUUGGCAUCGUUGAAGGGAAAGAAGAAGAAACACAGACACAGAAGCGUUGAAAAUUUUCAAACCAUUCAAAAUUCUGAAUUUUCUACUCUGCCUUCACACCCUCCACCGCCACCGCCUCCGCCUCCGCCGCCGUCAUCAGUAUUUCACAACGUGUUUUCUUCCAAGAAAAACAAGCACAAGAAACUUAACUCUGCUUCGCCGCAGCCACGUGAUCAUGUUUCAUCCAUGCGUGUAUCCAAAACCGAACCGUUUCAUGGGGGUGUGGCUACCCUUAAACCCCGGUUAUCAAAUAAGAGAGAGGAAUUAGAUGCCUUGGAAGAAAAUGUGAUUACUACUGGUAAUGAGUCACCUUUGAUCCCGAUUCCGCCACCUCCGCCGCCGCCGCCGUUCAAAAUGCCGGCGUGGAAGUUCCGGGUGCAGGGUGAUUUUGUUAGAAUAGAUAGCAUUAGUAGCUCGAGUAGUGGUUCGCCAGAUUUAGAUGAUGAAAUUGUGGAGUCACCAACGGGUGAAGAUGAUGGAGAACCUGCAAUUCUAUUGUUGUAUCCUAGUUCUGAUGUUGAUACCAAAGCUGAUACUUUUAUUGAAAGGUUCAGAGCUAGUUUAAGGAUGGAAAAGCAGGGGAUAGGAAGGUCUAAAUCCAAUCUAUGUCCUCCAUCGAAACCGGAAACCAAAUAA